Aureobasidium subglaciale EXF-2481 is the source of this 2215-nucleotide messenger RNA. RefSeq lists its product as uncharacterized. The coding region runs from base 402 to 2030 and encodes 542 amino acids. The record is from RefSeq and is a predicted model, not a curated record. NCBI's taxonomy places the organism in Eukaryota, Fungi, Ascomycota, Dothideomycetes, Dothideales, Saccotheciaceae. Gene Ontology annotation, biological process: sterol metabolic process. The transcript has 4 exons. Gene Ontology annotation, molecular function: iron ion binding; oxidoreductase activity, acting on paired donors, with incorporation or reduction of molecular oxygen; heme binding.
AUCCAGGUGAGUAGCAGAUAUUGUGACUAUCUUCGGAAGAUCAUUAUCUCCGUCGAAUGCGAAUGCUUCCAUCACUGUUGCAAGUUCGUGGCGUGAUUGAACAAAGAUGCUGUCGUACUUACAUACCAGGUCCGCUCGCAACUACCCAUCUCUUGAAUGGCGUUGGGGGAGUCGUAAUCGAGUGAUGCUGUUCGUGAAUGCAGGGGCGCCCUUUCCAAUCUUGUACUGAGCGAUAAUCAAAGAAGAGGCAUGAACCAUCUCCGUUAGUGGUUUUCGUGAUUGGCUACAUACCCACCACGGUGGGUUGCCGGGACUCUUGGGCUUGGCAACCAGUUCCUGUAAUAAUAAUCUGUGUUGACCCUUUACGUUUGAAGUUGUUCUCACACAUCGCAAAGCGCAACAUGUCAAGCAAACUCGGGAACAUGACCAACUCGCUGUUGGACCUUCCACAGGCAUGGCAGGUCUGGCAGAUGAGUUCUGGGAAAGUCAAUGGUGACCUGAUGGAUCGCCUCGCGGGCUGGUCAAGUUGGCAGUACAUCGCAACUCUGGUUCUGGGAAUCAUCCUUUAUGAUCAAAUCAUGUACAUCAAGCGCAAAGGAUCAAUCGCAGGACCAGCAUUCAAAAUCCCACUUAUGGGCCCAUUCAUACAGGCCCUCCACCCCAGAUUCGACGCAUACCUUGCUCAAUGGGCCAGUGGACCUCUGAGCUGUGUUUCUGUCUUCCACAAAUUCGUCGUCCUUGCUUCUGACCGAGAUAUCGCCCACAAGGUCUUCAAGUCGCCUGCGUAUGCCGAGCCAUGUAUUGUGCCAGUAGCGAAAGAUAUCAUCGGACACAAAGCCUGGGUGUUCCUACAAGGGAAAGACCAUGCCGAGUACAGAAGAGGAUUGACUCCUCUCUUCACCGACAAGGCCUUGGCUGCCUACAUGCCUGUGCAGGAAAAGGUCCUUUCUGAUUACUUCGACAAGUUCGUCGCAGCCACGGAGCAGAACAAAGGUCAGGCGAUCGCGUUCAUGACCUUCUUCCGCGAAAUCAAUUGCGCCAUUUCAUGCCGUACUUUCUUCGGAGAUUACAUCUCCCAAGACGCCGUGAAAAAGAUCGCCGACGACUUUUAUCUCGCUACUGCUGCGCUUGAGCUGGUCAAUGUGCCCCUCUCCCUCUACAUUCCAGGCACCAAGGUCUGGAAAGGCAAGCGCACUGCGGAUGCCGUUCACCGCGAAUUCGCAAAGUGCGCAGCUGUAUGCAAGGCAAACAUGGCCAUCGGCUCGAAGCCUUCCUGCGUUGUCGAUUUCUGGGUCCUUCACAUGCUCGAGUCUAAUCGUUAUCGUGAGCGAAUUGCCGCUGGUGAGACCGAUGUUGAGAGACCAUCGAACUUGAUCCGCGAGUUCACCAACGAGGAGAUUGGCGAGACGCUCUUCACCUUCCUCUUCGCGUCGCAAGAUGCUUCCAGUAGUGCGACCACAUGGAUCUUCCAGAUUCUAGCCCAACGGCCCGAUGUGCUUGAUCGCCUGCGAGCAGAGAACUUGGCCGCAAGAGAGGGUGAUGCUAGCAAAUCGCUCGACCUGUCUAUGCUGAAGUCACUCACCUACACCAAUGCGGUGAUCAAGGAACUCCUCAGAUACAGGCCGCCAGUCAUCAUGGUUCCUUACCUGGCCACAAAGGACUUCCCGGUCACCCCCAACUAUACUGUUCCUAAAGGUGCCAUGAUUGUUCCGACUUGCUAUCCAGCUCUGCACGACCCCGAAGUAUAUCCCGAGGCCAACACCUUCGAUCCGGACCGAUGGAUCACUGGCGACGCCGAGAGCCAGACCAAGAAUUGGCUAGUUUUUGGUGCAGGUCCACAUGAUUGCCUGGCCAGACGUUACGUUCCGCUUUCGAUGGCUCUGAUGGUAGGAAAGGCGGCCUUGGAGCUCGAUUGGACACACCAUGCUACGGAAAGAUCGGAGGAGAUCAGAGUCUUCGCCACACUGUUUCCGAUGGAUGGCUGCCCGUUAACAUUCAAGAGGCGAUCUGCAACCACCUCCCGAACCUGAUAUGUCGCGAAAACUUUGCGAAUAUGUCAACUUCGGUGGCUGAAAAGUUUAUAAAAUGGGACAGAAACGUACAAUCGCCGCCUGAAAACAGAUCAGACGGGUGUUCUAAGAGACAAGCGAUGACGUACAGGAACGUGCGUCAUGCUAGCGAGCCAGAAGAGCCUCCAACACUGGUGGUGAGAUGG